Molecule: messenger RNA, 1281 nt
Organism: Lepus europaeus (European hare)
Lineage: Eukaryota; Metazoa; Chordata; Mammalia; Lagomorpha; Leporidae
Gene: TCIM
Product: transcriptional and immune response regulator
Exons: 1
Coding region: 65-385 (106 amino acids)
Biological process (GO): endothelial cell activation involved in immune response; negative regulation of Notch signaling pathway
Cellular component (GO): cytosol; nucleus
Molecular function (GO): Notch binding
Source: RefSeq, a predicted model, not a curated record
CUGGAUCCUGCCACAGACUCACUGCACAGGCCCGAGAGCUGAAUUCUGGAAGAUCCCCACAUCGAUGAAAGCAAAGCGGAGCCACCAAGCCGUCGCCAUGUCCACGUCCCUGAGAGUGAGCCCCUCCAUCCACGGCUACCACUUCGACACGGCCUCUCGCAAGAAAGCAGUGGGCAACAUCUUCGAGAAUAUAGACCAAGAGUCCCUGCAGAGGCUCUUCAAGAACUCCGGAGACAAGAAGGCGGAGGAGAGGGCCAGGAUCAUUCUCGCCAUAGAUCAGGAUCUGGAAGAGAAGACGCGAGCCCUGAUGGCGCUCAAGAAGAGGACGAAAGACAAGCUGUUCCAGUUCCUGAAGCUGCGGAAAUACUCCAUCAAGGUGCACUGAGGGCCUGAGCGCGCAGACGGGACACUCAGAGACCAAGUGAGUUUGUGGCAGGCGCAGCCUUGGGGGGUCUGCCUUGCUUCCCUGCUGUCGGGGACCAUCCUGAGGAUGGAAAAGGACGGAGAGCCUGGUGACAGAGACUGGGACCGGCUCCACGCCCUGCGCUGCGGCGCUGGAGAGCCGAAUGCUGGGGGCGAGGACCUGCACGCUCUCCCAGCAGGACAGGGCUGACGCUGUGGACGAGUCUGGACAGACGCAGUGAGAUCUGAAGAUGACAACGCAGCUGGAGAAGGCAUGAAGCCGGGGUCGCUUUGUCAGGCCCUAGGACUCAAAUCCAAACUGAACUUUUCUUUUAUUUUUUAAACAAAGUGGGUAGGGAGCAGGAAGUGGGCAAGAAAACAAGCAUAAAUUGUUUGCUGAAAAUUUUUCUGUUUGCUAAGUGUUUCAGAUGGUGCCGAGCCUCAGUGUUGUCUGUCGGUGUCGGAUUUAAGAGCUGGGUGCUUGAUUAUUUAUUUGCAUUUAGUACAGUGCCUGAAAAAAAAAAAAUGUGUGGCAUGGGUGUUGAGUACAAGGCAAGGAAUUGUACUAAAUUUAGCAGCUCAGUUGAAACCAAACGCCACCUUCUGGUUUGUCAAGGGUUUUUCUGCUUGUCAAACAGGCUGCACAGAAGUUUAAAAUAAUGGGACCCUUUGGAAAUCCAAAGUACUGUGAAAAAAAAUUAUGUUUUUUAAUUUUCUGACUAUUGCUAAAAUACGUUCUAAUUAAAUCUCAUACAGUUAUCACAGUCAGCAUUAGGACGUGAAUACGAUACACUCAAUAGUUUCUAAAGAUGCUAUGGUUUCUAUAAGUUAUUAUACCUGGCAAUUGAUAUACAACCAUAAUAAAUUAUGAUAAACAUA